This is a messenger RNA of Sphaeramia orbicularis (orbiculate cardinalfish), 1182 nucleotides long. RefSeq names its product gap junction delta-2 protein-like. Lineage: Eukaryota; Metazoa; Chordata; Actinopteri; Kurtiformes; Apogonidae. Gene Ontology annotation, biological process: cell-cell signaling. The transcript has a single exon. The record is from RefSeq and is a predicted model, not a curated record. Gene Ontology annotation, cellular component: connexin complex. The coding region runs from base 1 to 1182 and encodes 393 amino acids. Gene Ontology annotation, molecular function: gap junction channel activity.
AUGACGGAGUGGACUCUGCUCAAACGUCUCCUGGAUGCCGUUCACCAGCAUUCCACCAUGAUCGGCCGCCUCUGGCUCACCGUCAUGGUCAUCUUCCGGCUGCUCAUCGUUGCCGUGGCGACCGAGGAUGUGUACACCGACGAGCAGGAGAUGUUCGUGUGCAACACCCUGCAGCCCGGUUGCUCCACCGUCUGCUACGAUGCGUUCGCGCCCAUCUCGCAGCCUCGUUUUUGGGUCUUCCACAUCAUCAGCGUCUCCACUCCAUCUCUUUGCUUCAUCAUCUACACGUGGCAUAACCUGUCCAAGCUGCCCCACAACGCCACCCAGAGGCAGGGGCAAGGACAGGGAGACUUCCCCGGGCCAGAUUUAGGACAAGACAGCGGUCGAGAGGCCUACGAUCGGAGCUGCGACUCGGACAGCUGCUCCAUCCGAUCCCACAAACAUCUAGGUCACAGCUUAGCAGAUGUACUGGAGGGUAUCACGAUCCAGAACCUCAACACCAACAACACCGUGUCCUUGAACCAGGCCCCAGCGUGCACCUUCAAGGAGGGGAAUGCGGAGGUAGUUUCUGGAGGAGUUCUGUCCAAAUGUUACAUCUUCCAUGUGUGUUUAAGGGCCGUCCUGGAGGUGGGCUUCGUCCUGGCUCAGUGGAAGCUCUUUGGGUUCCAGGUGCCGGUCCAUUUCCUCUGCACCUCCCCCCCUUGCAGCCAGCCGGUGGACUGUUACGUCUCCAGGCCGACUGAGAAGACCAUCUUCCUGCUCUUUAUGUUCUGCGUUGGGGUGUUUUGCAUCCUGCUAAACUUACUGGAGCUUAACCACCUGGGAUGGAAGAAGAUCCGGCAGGUGGUCAGGUUACGGGAAAGGGGGGCUUGGGGAGGCUGUUCGGGAAAUAGAAGAGGGUAUGAAACCUUCCUUCCCGACAGCCCCUCCCCAACAUCCUCUAUGGGCUUCAGGGACGUUACCAGCACCACCUCGUUUCCGACUUUGAAUCUGGUUGUGGGACACCAGCCGAACUGGACCUGUGCUGCAAACUGUGGCAAAGGAAAGGAAACUCAGGAGGUCCGGGAGAUGAGACCAGGACAACCAAAGAGACAAGACCUCCAUAAAGGGGAGAAGCAACCUCUGAGGAGUAAGAGGGAGAACAGAGGGUCUAAGCAGAGGAGUACUGAGGUCUGGAUAUAA